AUGGACGUCAUGGAGCUAGUCGAGAACGAGCAAAAUGCACGCCCCUUCCAAUGCGAUUGGAAAACAUGCACCAAGAGCUUUAACAGAAAAUCUGACCUUCAGCGUCACUAUCGCAUACAUACAAAUGAGAGACCUUACUCAUGCGUGACCCCAGGAUGCGGGAAAAGCUUCAUCCAAAGAAGUGCCUUGACCGUCCACAUCCGUACACAUACUGGUGAAAAGCCUCAUCAAUGUCAACACAUUGGCUGUGGCAAACGAUUUUCUGAUUCAUCUAGUCUUGCCCGUCAUAGACGUAUCCACACAGGCAAGAGACCUUACAAAUGCGCACACGAUGGCUGCUUGAAGAGCUUUUGUAGAAAGACUACCAUGGUCAAGCAUCAAAGACGUUCGCAUCAGCGUGGCAUCCAUUCAUCAGAGCUUGAUGAUGGCGAGACAUCUGAUUCUGAUAGUGGGGAAUCGCCAACCACUCCUCAACAUCACUCUAGUCAAAUUCAGUGGCCCCAACACUUGACAGUCCCAGGUGUUCCACAUGCACAUCAGAUGCAUAGAGCACACUCAUUCGCGGAUUUUGGACAACAUCAACAGAUUGAUGGUUACCCCAUGCCACAAGCGUAUGCCCACAGACACAGCCUGUCGGGAGGUCCUCAGGCAUACGGUGCUGUUCCAGAUCAGCACCAUCACAUUAUGCAAAGACAGCCUAGUCUUCAGCACGCCUCUUACUAUGUUCCUGAGCAGAACAACCCAGGAGUCGCAACUUUGAACACCAAUCCGGCUCCAAUUCAAACGUACCACAUUCCUCGACAUUCCAUGGAGAGACACCCUCAGGAGAUACUACAAAGCAGCCCUGGUAGUUACUCUUCCCACUCCCGCGCCAGCCCAGUCUCCCAAGAACCUUACUAUACACACACUCAGCACUCGGUUCACGUUCCUACAUACGCUAUUCAUGGCCAGUCACCAACUGAACCACAGCCAAUGAUUCAUUACCAGCAGCACGUGCCAACACCUCAAUCGAUUCCAUCACCAGUCGCACAAGUGCAGCAUCAAUUGCAACACCAAUAUCCACAACCUCCCGAGCAUGGUCAGUGGUAUGAGAGUACUCCUUAUCAACAACCUGAAGUGAUCAGCCACGUGCCAAUGUAUCCCCAGGUUACUGUCUUCAGCGAUCCAUGGCAUAAGCUCGAGACAUUUGAUGAUCCAUCAUUACAAAUGCCCAGUGCUCGCAUUGAGAAUUUGUAG
Botrytis fragariae is the source of this 1236-nucleotide messenger RNA. Its product is annotated as putative zinc finger protein 32 protein. Lineage: Eukaryota; Fungi; Ascomycota; Leotiomycetes; Helotiales; Sclerotiniaceae. Gene Ontology annotation, cellular component: PcG protein complex; transcription regulator complex. The record is from RefSeq and is a predicted model, not a curated record. The transcript has 4 exons. The coding region runs from base 1 to 1236 and encodes 411 amino acids. Gene Ontology annotation, molecular function: RNA polymerase II cis-regulatory region sequence-specific DNA binding; DNA-binding transcription factor activity, RNA polymerase II-specific. Gene Ontology annotation, biological process: regulation of transcription by RNA polymerase II.